AUGAUUGAGCGCUGGCAACUGGAGACCCAUACAUUUCAUCUCCGCACUGGCGAGGCUACCAUCACCCUACAGGAUGUCGAGGUGAUUUAUGGUCUACAGAUUGAUGGACAGGCAUUGUAUAGAGUGGAGCCUCCGGAGAUGCUACCGUAUCGCCAGGAGUUAACUAGGCUCAUCGGUUUCGAGCCUCUGCAGAGGGAUAUGUGUGGACAGAGUCGGUUGUUGCGGUCCUCCCUCUAUGCUCACUUGCGCUUCGUAGAUCUGCAGGAUCCAAUUGACGAGGCGACGCCUCAGGCUGAUGUUGAUCGACGUGCUCGUUUAUAUAUUCUCAUCAUAUUCGGGGGCAUCAUGUUCCCGAACACGUCGGGUGCGAAUAUGAGCAUGAGGUAUCUGCUCUUUAUUAAGGAUCUAGACCGCCGGGAUGUUGCUACGAGGGGCGCCGCUGUCCUGGCUUACAUGUACAGAGGAUUUGAUCAAGCCUCUAUGGGCAAGAGGCUUGAGGUCACUGCAUUUAGCUCUCUUCUUCAGGUUGAGACCUUUUCAGCCAAUAGUUGCUCACCCUCCCGAUGA
This is a messenger RNA of Lycium ferocissimum, 567 nucleotides long. RefSeq names its product protein MAIN-LIKE 2-like. The record is from RefSeq and is a predicted model, not a curated record. Lineage: Eukaryota; Viridiplantae; Streptophyta; Magnoliopsida; Solanales; Solanaceae. Gene Ontology annotation, biological process: meristem maintenance; meristem development. The transcript is spliced from 2 exons. The coding region runs from base 1 to 567 and encodes 188 amino acids.